AUGGCCACAACAUUCUCCUCAGCAACGGCGAUUCCGCACAACACACACGCACAUGCUCCCUACCAACACCACGCAUACCGCAAGUCGACACACUCGACACACUCGCAGUACUCGCCCACAAACUCGGGCCUGAACACGCCCGCCAACAUCUCUCCUACCUCCCCGCGCACCACACAUCUGCCCCUCGCCCGCCAUCAGGGCAUCUACCAGCCCAGGACCGCCAUCGGGAUACCCGCUGCGCUGCGCAAGACGGAGAAGCCCAGCAGCAGGUCGCCGCCAAAGGUCGACUCUGGCGUCAGCUCUCCCAACCAAGCAUGGUCGGCGGGAGCAUUUGGGUGGGUCGCAAAUGAGGGCAGCGCGACUCCCGGCUCGCAGAUUGGCAACGAGGACAUGCAGAGCCUCUACAACGCCGAACCACUGUCGCCCGUCGCUGGGCCAAUCACACGCAACCACUGGCAGGCCGAUAGUUCCACUUCGGUGUGCUCCGCAUCAUCCUGCCAAGAGCCCUUUGGCUUCUUCCAACGUCGCCACCAUUGCCGCAAGUGCGGCGGCAUCUUCUGCUGGCAGCACUCGCGCAACAAUGUCCGUCUCGAUGAGCUCGCACGUUUCCAUCCUGAGGGCCAUUGGCACCGUGCCUGCGACCGUUGCCACAGCUCCUUCCGCGAGUGGGAGCACCUUCGGUCCAGCCGCACCAACAGCGAGAGCUCAGACAGUAGCAAUGGGCCGAGUCCAGCCGCAAAAGCCAUCGAGGCUCCUGUUGCGGCGAAGCGCCCUGAGACCACACGCGUUGGCAGCAUAGCUCAGAGCUUCCAGGGCACGUGGAACUGGAGUACCUUCUAAACAACAUCGGCGUCUUCCGCAUCGCCUUCAUAUCUUCAUGACUCCUGGACGGAUGGAUGGUCUUCUGAUCCCGGCGUACCUUCUUUUGAUGAUAUCCGGAGACUGGCCAGCAUUGCCUUUGUGCACUGGUUCACUCCACCUUUUUCCUUGGCUUCUUCUACGAAGCAUUAUCCGGCAUAAACCAAACUGCAUAUCAUCGGCGUUGUCGUGCUUUUCAACCAUGGGACCUUUCCAACGAUAGGUGGUGUUUGUCCUUCUCUUGCGAUUCAGCGUUUUCCUUCACCUCCUACACCAUAGAGAACAGUCUUCUCUUUUUCUCUCCCUUUGUGGAGACGUCAUAACGGCCGAUGAGAUAUCCGACUAAUGCUAGUCAAUGAGGAUGCGAGAUGGAUGGAGGCUUUUUGAUUGGGAACAUCUGGCGUAUUUUGUGUUGCGGGUGGUCAUGUAGCUGUAUGUUGUGAUGAAUCUAUACUGGUAUAUUCCGAUU
Molecule: messenger RNA, 1327 nt
Organism: Alternaria alternata
Lineage: Eukaryota; Fungi; Ascomycota; Dothideomycetes; Pleosporales; Pleosporaceae
Exons: 2
Coding region: 1-840 (279 amino acids)
Biological process (GO): protein targeting to vacuole; protein transport to vacuole involved in ubiquitin-dependent protein catabolic process via the multivesicular body sorting pathway
Cellular component (GO): ESCRT-0 complex
Molecular function (GO): phosphatidylinositol-3-phosphate binding; metal ion binding; ubiquitin binding
Source: RefSeq, a predicted model, not a curated record